AUGCCGCCGGCAGCACCCACAGUCAAAGCAGAGCGCGAGAAGAAGCUAAAGGCAGUGCUUGCCUUUGCCUCAAGUCUCACCAAGCGCCUGGAGAACAGCCAUGAUGCAUCACUUAUCAGCGACCUUCAAACUCAGACCCGCGGCUUGCCGCUGCCAGCCUCUUCGACGACUUCCGCAAAACAAUACGAAUUAGACAAGUUAGGCACCGAGCUAUGGAAUCUUUCUACGCGCUUACGACGCGACGAAGCAGGGCCUGAUGGCAAAGAAAAGGAGGAAACAGCGCGAAAGAAUCGCAUCCUCUGUCUUCUACGUGCUUUCGCGUUCCUGCUCCUCGACUCCGCUGGUGGACAGGGCGCGAAGGGCCGCCAAUGCAAGAGCUGCAUUCGCCUCAUGAAGAUUGCGCUGAAAGCGGCAAGAGUAUCUAUCGAAGGUAACGAGCCCGGCACUGCUACGAAGGUCCUUGAGCGAGCUGCCGAGUAUCAAGACGUGCUAAGCAAGGCGGGCGAGAGUGGUGGAGAGGCCGAGCUUGCAGAUCGCUUGCGAGCGGAGUACUUUGCUGUGCGAACGACUUUGGCAUGGCGUCAAGAGCGCCUGGAUACGGCAGAGCACAUGUUCGCAAAGUGCAAGCAGCUUGCGGCUACCCUCACACCUACCAUGGCAGAGAGCUUUGCAGACCUGCUGUACGAGAUUGGAAAAGAUGCCCUGACAAAGCGUAACUAUGAGGUCGCAGUUCGAUGGCUGGAACGCGCGCAUGACGUUCUUGGGGAGCAGGACCUGGAGAUGCUUAGUCCAGAAGUGAGCGAGCUACGACUCUGUACGAUGCAGAGUAUUGUUCAGGCGUACAUGAAGCUGAAAACACCUGAAACGCAAGAUAAAGCGUGGCAUAUGGUAAAGCUCAUGGAAACUGAUUUUGGAGACAAGAUGGUCGUUUCCCUGUUGAAAAUCGAGCUGCUGUCUGAUGCUGAGACAAUUGACACGACUGAGUUCUACAAUGUGCUUCUUCGAAUGAUUCGCACUGUGGUGCUAAACGAUACAAACUUCAAAACAAUCAUGCAUCACAUUCACAAGUUGAAGGACCAUAGGCAUGUAACCAUCAACGUUACGGCUUGCAAGGCUCUGGACGAUUUAAUCGAUAUGCGACUGUUUAGAGAAGAGAAUCAGCCUUGGAUCGAGAAGGCGGUCAUUACCCGUAUAUGGAUCGGCACGACCAAUAGCUUCGCCGAAAACGCCCUUGAGCACCUCCAGGAGCUAUUUGACGCCGUCGCACAGCAUUCGAGCACUUCGCUAUCUGCUCCUGCCACUCACGCUGCACAAACACUUUUGUGGAAGCGAGUAGAGGCAGCAUCUAGCCAAGAACAAUUUGGCGCUGCUGAAUCAUGGUGUCGGGCUUGCCUUCACUCUAUAUUUGACAAAGCUGGAGCUCAGAACAAAGCCAAGAUUUCAAGGAAGAUCAUCCAGUGUGCCUUCGCGCGGCAGGAUUGUGUUGCCGCUCGCGAGGCUCAUUCCAAAAUGUCUGAUACCGGCAGAGACGAACCAGUGGCGCGGUAUCUGAUGUACAAAGUGGCGCUGCGGAGCGGUGAUAUGGAAUUUGAGUGCUUGGAUCUGGUGUGUCGGAGUUCCGCGAAAGAUGCGACCCUUUUGUACGCUUGCGUGAUGGAGGCCCAAAGUGCCGGAGACAAGAGACAAGCUAUUAUCGCCCUAGAACGCGUCCUGGACAAAUAUGAUUAUAGCGCACCUGCGGGUAUCCAUCUCCCUGCCCUCUUACGCAGAUGUACUGCAAGACUUCUCCAAUCGGAACUCGUAAAGGAUGGCAACAUCAACCCUGAUAUUAUGAGUCAACUUUGCACAGUGUUUGAUGGAGCAUGCUCACAAGCCAAAGCAUCCCGAAGACGACCAAGCACUCCGGCACAACAACUCUUCACAGCCCAGGAGUUCGAAUGGUUUUCAAAGAAUGCGUACAAUAUGUCGCUCAAGUAUUGUGCGGAGAUGGCCCCCAAUCUGUUGGUCAAACUGCUGAAUAGCUGCACCGAAUUUAUCAAGCUUCUCAAGGGGCAAAAUCAGUCGGGGGCUGAGGGCGAUCUCUGCCUUCGACUUGUGUUUUGUGAGUUUCUUGCAGCUUGUACUUAUACGACGUUGGCUCGAGCCGAGGACAACACUGCGCAAUGUUUUCAAUACUAUCUCGAAGCUCGCAACCACAGUCAAGAGUUUCGACGUGCUGCAGCAGAAGGCAUCGACAAGCUUGGCGGAUCUGCCCAAGCUGACAUCAUCUCAAAGCACUUCCAGGUCGUCAAGCUAGAGCUCGAAGCUGUACUCAAGCUGGAGAAGUGGGACGAGCUCGAUGAUCUCUUUGAGCAGUGCUGGAAGUACAAGAGCCCCGACCACUAUGAGACAUUGGCAGACCUUGUGCUGGUCAUCCAUUCAUGUGUCGUGAAAGCAGCGCUGGAUGUGAAGUACCAAAGCAAGGUUCUGUCCGUGCUGCAGAAGAUCAUCAACCUAACCUGUCGCCAGCCGGGAAGCGAUAUCACGAAGCUCUCCCGUUGGCUCCGCUGUCUUUUUAACCUCGCACUUCCUUACGACGAGAACAUUAGUCUCAAGUGCAUCGAGCAGGUGAUUCAUAUGGCGGCUAAGAAACAAGCAGUAAGUUCCCUUCUUCGAGUGGUCCAGACACUUGUUAAGCCUGCUCAGAGUUUGCUAAACACGCCUCCGCCAUCCUCCAGUCCUACAAAGGGCGAGAACGAAGUACGCUUGACUGACGAUCAUAUUAAGGAAGUCGAGCGCUAUCCUCGAACUGAGCUUGAGUGGCUAGCGACAACGACAUUCAAUCGCGCCAUCGAUUACUAUAUGCAAGAGGAUGACGAUAAAUGCAAGACAUGGGCAGAGAAGUCAUUUAUAAUCGCACAGUGGCUAGAGGACGAUGGCGCGCUUCGGGAUCUGCUGAUGGAGAAGUUCUCGGCAUUGCAGUGGGACAAGAAAUGAGUGGGUGUGUUGCUGCUUUCGGAAAGUCAGGACUUGCUCGUGCUGUGUAUCUUUAUAUACCACAGUAAGCAAAGAAACAUCCUUUAAUAGUUUGCUCAUCUUCGCAUAAUUCCUCCUUUCUUCACGUAGCACCAGGUACAUCCCAAAUCUUCCCAUACGGAUCAUGAUUCGCGUCGAUUUCACGGUCGUACUCGGAAAUCAAGCUGAGAUACUCGGCCACCUCGUCGCCGUAGACGCGCCCAACCCACGCGUACGUGACGUCAAUUCCCGCCGAGAUGCCGCUGGAAGAGAAGAUGUUGCCGUCCUCGACCCAACGCGCUGUUGGAAUCCAGGUCACAUUUGGGCCUGUGGAGAUUACCCAUGACCACGAUCGCUUGUUGGUCGUUGCUUUGCGGCCGUCGAGGAUACCGGCACGGGCGAGAAUUGAAGCCCCGGUGCAGACGGAGAUGAUGUAUCUCAACUAU
Messenger RNA from Cucurbitaria berberidis CBS 394.84, 3440 nucleotides. RefSeq names its product SPO22-domain-containing protein. The transcript has 16 exons. Gene Ontology annotation, biological process: regulation of synaptonemal complex assembly; meiotic cell cycle. The coding region runs from base 1 to 2976 and encodes 991 amino acids. The record is from RefSeq and is a predicted model, not a curated record. Lineage: Eukaryota; Fungi; Ascomycota; Dothideomycetes; Pleosporales; Cucurbitariaceae.